Triticum aestivum (bread wheat) is the source of this 1465-nucleotide messenger RNA. Its product is annotated as 60S ribosomal protein L5, mitochondrial-like. Gene Ontology annotation, cellular component: ribosome. Bases 16 to 585 code for a protein of 189 amino acids. Gene Ontology annotation, biological process: translation. The record is from RefSeq and is a predicted model, not a curated record. Gene Ontology annotation, molecular function: structural constituent of ribosome. Lineage: Eukaryota; Viridiplantae; Streptophyta; Magnoliopsida; Poales; Poaceae. The transcript has a single exon.
AAAAGCGGAAAAGCCAUGAUGUUUCCACUCCAUUUUCAUUAUGAAGAUGUAUUACGUCAGGAUCUGUUGCUCAAACUGAAUCACGCCAAUGUUAUGGAAGUUCCUGGAUUGUUUGAAAUAAGAUUAGUACCAAAAGCUGCCUCUGAUUUCAGAAUCCAAUUUGGGAAAUUGGCUAUGGAGAUUUUGUGCGGUCAGAGAUUCAUACAGACACAAAGGGGCCCCUAUUUUCAAGCAGGAAAGUCGUUUCGAUCCAAUCCAUUCUUGGGGUCCGAAAAAGACACUGGAUAUGUCAGUGACUUUGCACGACAAAGCGUUCUCCGAGGGCAUGGAAUGUACCAUUUUUUGGUCAGAAUCUUUACAGUAAUGUCUAUGUUGGAUUCUCCGGUCGAAAUACGGGAAAACUCCAUCAAAUUCUUUAUGGAAACGGAGUUUUGUGAAUUCUCCCCGGAACUGGAAGAUCAUUUCGAGAUCUUCGAGCAUAUUCGAGGGUUCAAUGUGACUAUUGUCACUUCGGCCAAUACAAAAGAUGAGACUUUACUACUGUGGAGCGGCUUUUUGCUAAAAGAUGAGGGGGAAACUAAGUAAGAUGCCGGAGAAGCGACGAAAUAUACGAGAUCACAAACGUAGAUUGCUCGCGGCUAAAUAUGAAUUGAGACGAAAGCUUUCUAAUUUUGUAACCCAAUCUUCCGUAUGAUAUGCGGGACAAACAUCGUUAUAAGUUGUCCAAGUUGCCAAGAAAGAGUUCAAUGGCACGAGUAAGAAACCGAGGUAUUUUCACGGGUCGCCCUCGUUCCGCAGUUGAGUUCUUUCACAUUUAUCGUAUCAUUUUUCGUGGAUUAGCAUCUCGAGGUUCUCUGAUGGGCAUAAAGAAAUCGUCUUGGUAGCAACCACCAAACCAAUAGAACAAAGGUUAGCUCUGCAGCUAGUCCACAAGCAAGGGUUGUAGGUCCAUUACCGUCUGGCUCCCGACCGAAACUAACGGAGUCAUCCCAACUCUCGGAUCGGAGAUGCUAACGGGACAGGAAUCGAAGUGGGGGACCUCUCUACCGCACCUGUCUCCCCAGACAUAGACUACGUAAAGGGUAGUACUCUUGGAAAGAGAGAAGAUCACCGCGUGAACAAAAUCCAAAGUAACGAAUGUCACUCCCGAGGGAUCGACCACUAUCAUACAUGAAAUUUUGCAUAGAAUGAUUGUUCAUGUUCACGCCGGAGUGCUGAGGUUGUUCCCACCAUUGAAGUCAGAGUCUGGGUGUGUUUUUCUUACUAAUACGGAGAGGGUUCCGAAUGAUAAAGACCAAUCAAAAACUUCUUCGUUUCGUUGGUAGAACCCACGCCAACUCUUUUCUCUAAAUAAUAGAGAGAUCUUUUGAUAGUCUCACUUCUAUCAAUGCAAUGAAAGAACUAUCCCUUCCUAUUUGUUUGUCCUAAUGAGACAAAAAAGAGCCUCCUUCUUUACCACUUUAGG